Molecule: messenger RNA, 351 nt
Organism: Psilocybe cubensis
Lineage: Eukaryota; Fungi; Basidiomycota; Agaricomycetes; Agaricales; Agrocybaceae
Exons: 4
Coding region: 1-351 (116 amino acids)
Biological process (GO): DNA replication; base-excision repair; double-strand break repair via homologous recombination
Cellular component (GO): nucleus; site of double-strand break; DNA replication factor A complex
Molecular function (GO): single-stranded DNA binding; damaged DNA binding
Source: RefSeq, a predicted model, not a curated record
AUGUUCUCCGGAGACCAAGAAGGCCCCAAAGAGCUCUCGACACGUGUAAACUCUGCACGUCUCCCACAAUUUACCGGACAAUCAGUCCGUUUAGCCUGCAAAGUCCUCACACUUGAUGCCGACCGCAUGAUAGUCGAAGCUAGUGACGGAGGGCAGGUUAAUGUGGUGCAGAUUCCACCCAACACAAACAUCUCAGAUCCAUAUGUCGAGGUUAUUGGAAAGGCCUCCAAUGCUACAACGAUACAGAUGUACGCGUGUGUAAAUCUAGGGCAGGAUUUGGAUAUGAAACUUGUCAAUGAUACGAUUGAACUGAUACACGAUCAUCGCUUCUAUCAAAAAAUGUUCUGUUAA